This is a messenger RNA of Scophthalmus maximus (turbot), 2743 nucleotides long. RefSeq names its product lectin, mannose-binding 2 (gene lman2). Gene Ontology annotation, molecular function: D-mannose binding. Bases 138 to 1151 code for a protein of 337 amino acids. Gene Ontology annotation, biological process: endoplasmic reticulum to Golgi vesicle-mediated transport; Golgi organization; endoplasmic reticulum organization. Gene Ontology annotation, cellular component: Golgi membrane; endoplasmic reticulum membrane; endoplasmic reticulum-Golgi intermediate compartment. NCBI's taxonomy places the organism in Eukaryota, Metazoa, Chordata, Actinopteri, Pleuronectiformes, Scophthalmidae. The transcript has 8 exons. The record is from RefSeq and is a predicted model, not a curated record.
CAAUAGAGAAGGGACCAGGCUCGUCUUUAUGGAGUUUCGAACAAGACGUUUGUUGUGAGAGUUUCUCUCCGAGGCAGUUUUUGGGCGGCAACAACAACAACAACAACAACAACAACAACAUCAUCAUCAACAACACGAUGAGUAGUUGUAGAUUCUUCGCGAGCACGACGCUCGUCGUCCUGCUGCUCCGGGCGAGUCUGGUCCGCUGCGACAUCACGGACGGAAACACCGAACAUCUGAAGAGGGAGCACUCGCUGAUGAAGCCGUACCAAGGUGUUGGCAGUAGCCCGAGCAGCCAGUGGGACUUCUGGGGAAGCACGUUGGUGACGGGCUCGUACGUGCGACUCACCCCGGACGAGCGGAGCAAGCAGGGAUCCAUCUGGAACACCGUGCCUUGUUACCUGAAGGACUGGGAAAUGCAUGUGCAGUUCAAAGUUCACGGCUCGGGGAAAAAGAAUCUCCACGGCGACGGCAUCGCCAUCUGGUACACCAAGGACAGACUGCAUCCAGGCCCCGUGUUCGGAAACAAAGAUCAGUUUCUUGGCCUGGCUCUUUAUUUGGAUACCUUCCGCAAUGACCUCCAUGGGAUGGAUCGCUCCUUCCCGUACAUCUCGGCCAUGGUGAACAACGGCUCGGUGAGCUACGACCACGGCAAAGACGGACGCGCGUCGGAGCUGGGCGGCUGCUCGGCGGAGAUCCGUAACAGAGAGCACGACACGUACCUCGCCAUCCGCUACUCCAAAGGACGGCUCACCGUGAUGGUUGACGUAGACGACAAGAACGAGUGGAGGGAGUGCAUCGACAUCGGAGGUGUUCGUCUUCCCACCGGAUAUUUCUUUGGUGCCUCAGCGGCGACAGGAGAUUUGUCUGAUAACCACGACAUCAUCUCCAUGAAGCUCUACCAGCUGAUGGUGGAACACACCCCCGAGGAGGAGAACCUGGACUGGACCAAGAUCGAGCCCAGCGUCAGCCUCCUCAAGUCCCCUAAAGACAACAUCGACGAUCCCACCGGGAACUUCCGCGGCACGCCGCUCACGGGCUGGAAGGUCUUCCUGCUGCUGCUCUGUGCUCUGCUGGGGAUCGUCGUUUGCGCGGUGGUGGGCGCUGUAGUUUUCCAGAAGAGACAGGAGAGGAACAAGAGGUUUUACUGAGGAGGAGGAGGAGGAGGAAGAGGUGUUUUGUUGUGGAAUGAACUGUCUCCAGAUGACAGAUUGAGCACAUUCAAUGUGAAUUUUCUUUUUCUAAAGAUUGUACAAAUGUUUAUAUCUCUUGAAGCACUGCGUAACUUGCGAUGUGGGUGAGACGAUGCAGAACCGUAGUGGCUCCUCUCGUAAGUGACCCUGAGAAAUGCUGAUAUUGUUUUUCCAUGUCUUUGUGUUCCCUUUACGACUCUGGGUUAGUCAUUUUCAACUUUGCACCUUUGAGUUCGGCAACAUUGCGUUCGCGCCUGCUCAUUGGUUAACACGGUGUUUCUGCUCCCAAGUGCGAUGCUUCACAAAAGGUGGUUCAGAUUUUUUGUCUUCCGGCAGACGCAAAGAACCAACUCACACAAAAAGAAAGAAUCUGACAUGGUGAUGAUCUGUUGCUGAUUUCUCUCCCUGUGAAUGUCUUUGGAAAAAUCCAAUUCCGAUGAUUAUUUCUAAUCGUGAGCAUUUUAAAGUGAUCAAGCACAACAAUCUCUCCAGUGGUAUCUGAGAGAGAGAGGAUUGUGGGAAAUGUAUUUUUUGUCAGUAACCACUGUAUGAACACUCAGUACUUGGUGAUCAUAACGUUUCUCUCUUGCAGGAUACGGUCAGUAACAAUUUCACCCAUCAGCCUUAUGAUGUCUUUGUCCUCCGAUUGAUAAAGUUUGAUUUUUAAUUGGUGUCUCUUUCUUCCCUUUUUUUUUCGAAUUCUGCUCAGCGUUUUUAACCGUCUCUGCUCAUGCCCAACUACCUACUGUGUUUAUUGCAAAUUGAUUUUGUGAAACGCCACAUUUGCCACAUAUUCAAAUUGUUUGUGAAUGAAUAAUCAAACCUGAGAAACUGGAGCCAGACGAUUGUUUACUAAAAGAUUUAAUUUGGAAUUUAUUGUCAAAAUUGUUGCCAACAACUGUCACAUGGACACAAAAAGAAGAUGGUACCAUCUCAGUCAUCCAACAACAGUGUGACGACACAUUCUUCAUACAAAUAUUUGGUUUUCAUGUUGUCAAACUAGAAAAUGUCUCCACAGCCCCAAAACGGCAGAAUAAAUACACCUGAAAGAAAAUUCAAUGCACGAGUGGAUUAAUACAAAAAAACAAGCAUUUUGGAGGUUCUCAACUAGAAAAUGUCUUGAAAAUGUUUGUUUUUCCGUUCAUAUUUCAAAAAAUUCUGUGAUUCUGUUCUGUUUUGUCAGACUCACGGAGGAGAGGAGCCGUCGAACCGUGAAGUCUGUUGGUUGAUUGUUCGAAAGGCACAUUAACAUCGUCAAUCCUGUCUCUCUAAUUUCUUUUCAGUUUCAUUUUUCUUUGUUGUUUUUUUUCUUUCAGCUUCCAUUUCCAUCUUGGUUCUGUCGGUCCGUUCACUGUCGGGAUUUGACACACUUGUCAAAAUUUGAUGUUUUUUUUAUCUUUUAGCAUGGUCAGGAUUUUUUUUUUUAAUCUGUGUGCCUCUGUUCUUUUAAAGCCCGUCUGUGUUUGCCUCUGGCAAAAUCAGUUCUGCUGGCGAUGAGACUUGAAAACUGCUCCUCUCAUCAGGAAUAAUGUAUUAAAAAAUAAAGAAAA